AUGUCCGCCGCCAAAGCCAAGGCUCAAAGCCUCAUCAACGAGAACGGCGUCGUCGUCUUCUCCAAGUCCUACUGCCCUUACUGCAAGUCCAGCAAGGAUCUCCUGAACAAGCUCGGUGCCAAGUACAAGCUGCUCGAGCUCGACGAGCUGGAUGACGGCGCUGCUAUCCAGAGUGCUCUCCAGGAGAUUUCCGAACAGCGCACCGUGCCCAACAUCUUCAUCAAGCAGAAGCACAUUGGUGGCAACUCGGACCUUCAGGCCAUUUCUGCUACGCUGCCCCAGCUGCUGAAGGAUGCUGGUGCUCUCUAA
Messenger RNA from Penicillium oxalicum, 309 nucleotides. RefSeq names its product glutaredoxin. The coding region runs from base 1 to 309 and encodes 102 amino acids. The transcript has 2 exons. Gene Ontology annotation, biological process: cellular response to oxidative stress. Gene Ontology annotation, molecular function: glutathione disulfide oxidoreductase activity. Lineage: Eukaryota; Fungi; Ascomycota; Eurotiomycetes; Eurotiales; Aspergillaceae. Gene Ontology annotation, cellular component: cytoplasm; nucleus. The record is from RefSeq and is a predicted model, not a curated record.